AUGGCUAAAAAUUUUGCAUGUGGACUGAUACGUGGGAAACCCCAUGAGAGUUAUACGAAAUUGCCAGCAUAUUGUCAUAUUUUGGAGAUGCAAAAUCCUGGUACACUGACAUUCAUUCAUACUAAUGAUGAUCGGCACUUCAAGUACCUUUUUAUGGCACUGGGACCAAGUAUACAUGGGUUCUUUAACUCAAUGCGAAAGGUAAUUUCUGUAGAUGGUGUAUUCUUGACAUCGAGAAUGAAAGGUGAUACAGAUGAUCUUGUGAUUAUAUCUGACCGUGCAACAUGCAUAAAAAAUAGAGUUAAAAAUGUGUUUCGAUUUGCUCAUCAUGGUAAUUGUACAUAUCAUUUGCAAAAGAACUUGAAGACAAAUUUUCCACGGUGUGAUGUUGCAACUUUGUUUAGGGCAGCGUCGGAGGCUUAUACUGUAACCGAAUUUGAGUCAUACAUGGCAACUCUAUGCAAUAAACAGGAGGGCAUCAAAAAAUAUCUAUUAGAAGAAUAUUUUCAUUAUGGGGCUAGAGUGCAUUUUACCAGGAUACGUUACAAUAUCAUUACUAUGAAUAAUGCGAAAUUUAUAAAUGGUUUGUUGAAGAGUGCUCGAGAACUUCUAAUAGUUGGUUUAAUAGAAUAUAUUCGUGGGAUACUACAAAGGUGA
This is a messenger RNA of Olea europaea var. sylvestris, 657 nucleotides long. RefSeq lists its product as uncharacterized. The record is from RefSeq and is a predicted model, not a curated record. Lineage: Eukaryota; Viridiplantae; Streptophyta; Magnoliopsida; Lamiales; Oleaceae. The transcript is spliced from 2 exons. The coding region runs from base 1 to 657 and encodes 218 amino acids.